Molecule: messenger RNA, 929 nt
Organism: Teleopsis dalmanni
Lineage: Eukaryota; Metazoa; Arthropoda; Insecta; Diptera; Diopsidae
Product: 23 kDa integral membrane protein-like
Exons: 5
Coding region: 80-763 (227 amino acids)
Cellular component (GO): membrane
Source: RefSeq, a predicted model, not a curated record
AAUUUUUUAAAAAUUAAUUUGCCGAAAUAAAAAAAUUAUUUUUGUUUGAUCCAAAAUAAAAUUUUUAUAAACAGUAAAAAUGGACUGCGGUGGGGUAUUCGUUAAAUACGUGCUUUUCAUAUUCAACAUACUUUUUGUGGUAUGUGGAAUUUUAUUAAUAGUUUUUGGAUCAAUAAUGCUUUCGCAUAUAGGCGAAUUCGAUGGUUUUGAACAGACUUUCCAAGCACAUAGUGUACCUAUAGUGAUUGUGGUACUUGGAUGUGUUGUCUUCAUUAUAGCAUUUUUGGGUUGCUGUGGUGCUAUACGUGAGAACUCAUGUUGUACAAUGACGUAUUCCGUCUUUAUGUUUGUCUUGUUCUUAUGUCAAUUGGCUUUGAUAAUUUAUGUGUGGUGUGAACGUGAGAAAUUCUUAGCAGAUAUGAAAGUAGUUGUGUCAAAAAUAUGGGAACAACGUCAAACCGAUCAGAAAGUCAUGGAUGCUUUGCAAUUGAGCUUCAACUGCUGCGGAAAGAAUACCUUCUUGGAUUAUUAUAAUGAAACUAUACCAAAAUCAUGUUGUGGACCUAAUGCUACAUCUUGCAGCAAAGUGGAAGCUAUGCUUAAACCUGGUUGUACCACUGCCUUUGAGAACUUCUGGAAGAAGAAUAUAGAUAUCAUACGAUAUGCGGGUCUUGGAGUUGCUGCUGUUGAACUCAUUGCAUUUAUAUUCGCCUGCUGUUUAGCAAAUCAAGUUCGUAAUAAUAUUAGAAGAUCCAAUUACUAAAUUUUCAUUCAUAUUGAUAUCGAAAAUAUUUUCUAAACGAACAAUUAUUUUAUUUAUUCAUAAUUAUUGUUUAAAUUUACUAAAUUACUAAAGUUGCUAUAUCAUAAUUCAUAAAAUAUUAAAAUUGUAUAUUUAAACGUGCUGACUUAAGUGGAUUCUUCAUAUA